AUGGACAUAUUCGACGUCCAGCUGCAAAAGGCACCAAUGAGAAAACAGCAAGAGUUGGCUUUACUGUCUUCUCGGACCGGUAACAGAGGAGGGCAUGCAAAGCGCGGUGCUGCUACAUGGAUCACAUCCAGUAUCACUAUAGAAGAGCUGCAAAUAUCUCUCUUGAUCGACAUCCGGAGGUUGGGAAAACACUCCACCAAAAUGCAGCGCCUGGAGAUAUUACUCAUUUUCAGAGAAGACUUUGGUCUGGAUGACAAUAUCAGAGAUCUCGAGGUUGAAUUUAUAGAUGAUUCAGAGGGCGAAGGAGACAUGUUUACUGAGAGUGACCAUGAUUCCAACCAUGUCCCUCAAUGCAAUUUCUUCCAUCCUGAGAAGGUGGUUAUACCUCUCCCAUUGAAUAUUGGGAUCAAAAGGUGUACUGAGCUGGGCGUCAUCCACCUUGUGGGUCAGGAAGUUGCACUUUGGGAAGGGCAGGCCAAUGACACCCUGCAAGCAAUCCAAGUUCUGCUAGCUGAUAAGGCUGUGCUCUUCUGCACCACAGUUCAUCCGGCCAAAUCCCAGGCAAAGUCAACCAGGGCGUGGACUCAGGUACAUUCGGUGGAAAGGGUCAUCAAACGGCAAACAAUGAUUUAUUCAAAAUGCCGGGCACAACUCGGCAAUCUACAAGCUCACAACCUCUUAGAGAAAUAUCUCCGGAUGGAGAGAAGUCAUCUCAAAGCUACUGCUGCUGUAGCCAGUCCUAAUGCUUGGGGACAAAGAAACACCAUGCUUCCAUGGUUCUGGUCUCUUGAUGUUCAGGGAGAUUCUGGCACAGUUUACAGGGUUCAUUGGCUUCGCACAAAAGCAUUGCGUGAUCGGUGGUCGGAAGAACUGCUACUGGUUGACCAUGAAAUGGGUUGGACUGUGCAGUUCUUCCUCCACAAGGCAUGCUCAUGGUUGUCAUGCAUCACCCAUAAUGGCGAUCCACUUCCAGAAGGGCACAAAUGUUAUGCAAUUCAGCAGGCCCACAUGUACCAUGAAUUGGCUGAACAUGCAUGUGCAAGUUUUCUAAAGGCAAAUCCAAAGUUCACGAUAAAUGCUUGA
Molecule: messenger RNA, 1083 nt
Organism: Suillus fuscotomentosus
Lineage: Eukaryota; Fungi; Basidiomycota; Agaricomycetes; Boletales; Suillaceae
Exons: 4
Coding region: 1-1083 (360 amino acids)
Source: RefSeq, a predicted model, not a curated record